AUGUCCACUGUGAAUUCCUCGGAAUACAUGGGCCUCAUCGUGAAGAACACCGACCAGUUUGCUGAUCGUUCCCUGAGCGUGCUCACGCUGUUUUUCAUAACCGUCUGCUGGUGCGCUUUGCUCGUUGGCAUCUGCCCAUCCCCGCAAGCGACGGGUCAGAUCACGGGUUGGUGGCUGAAUGGGUCGUUGUUCACCACGUGUGGCGUCAUGAAUUUGCGUUCGUGGCCCGCGGACGUGCGCGACCCUGUCGCGCCGAACCAGCCGGAGUCGGUGUCCGUCUCCGUCGGCGAGGACGCCGCGGGCGAGCGGUUCUUGCUGCUCAGGUCCCUCGUCGGCGCGCUGGAGGCCACGGAGGAGGGCAUCGCGGAUGAGGCGGUCGCCGACCCUGUCAACGACAUCGUCGGCGCCGCCGGUGCGGCAGCGAGAUGGAGGGCGGCGCCAGCGGCGGUCGCAGGGGCAGGCGCGGUGGCGAUCUCGUGGGCGCGGGCGCCACAGCAGGCUCGGGGCGCCACUGGUUCAGACGAGGCCGUCGCGGGCGCGGUCGGCGGCGAGGGCGACCUGGCAGACCCAGCGACGGCGCUGGACCUGGAACAGGCUCACGGCGCCACGGGUUCGGACGAGGCCGUCGCGGGUGCGGUCGGCGGCGAGGGCGCGCCAGACGCGCCGGCGCCCGCGGGCGGAGGCAACAACGGCAAUGGCCUGGGCAGCGGCAAGGACAAGGACAAGGACAAGGGCAAGGGGAAGGGGAAGGCGAAAGGCAAGGGCGCAGGCACAGGCCGUGGCGACCUGGCAGGCCUGGUGCUGCGGGCGCCACAGCCAGCGAGCAAGGCCCUGGCGGCCAUCGACGGAUGCGAUGUCCGAUUCGCGAACGACGUGGCAGAGAGCGACAGGACCUUCCGGGUUGUCAUGGGGGGUGGCUCUGGCGCUAAUUAUGAAAGCAGCGACGGCGCCAGCGGUUUCUGGACUUUCCAGGCCCACCUCGAGGACGGCACAGCCGGCGGCGACUUGGGCGGCUUUCUGCGCAUCCGUGGGGGGAAGGCCUUGGCAGUGGACUGCAACGGUGGCUGGAAUGGUCCCUUGACGAGGUUCGAGCUGCUGCCUGUAAGUGCCCAGGAUGGACCCCUGGGCAAAUCGCGGAGCACCUCGCCCGCGGGGUCUCUGACCGUGCGCGUAAAGAACGCGAUGCACGGCCACUUCCUGGACCUCGACGCCGCCACCCGCGAGAUGAAGGCCACCAAGGAGCCCGCCGUUCUCCGCGUCGUGGUCAGGCCUCAACAGCAGGAGGAGACCAGCGAGAGGUGGGGGCGCUGGCCUGGACUCCUCGCCAGUUGCCUCUGCGGGAGCAGGGGGGCCGACAACAACAAGCUGGAGCUGUCCAGUACCAAAGCGUUCUGGGGCUCGGUGGGCAGCGCCUUGCUGACGGCCGUCGGCUCCAGCCUGUUCUGGGUGGGCGCCUGGACGAUGUGCGACAUAGACCUGGCGAAGGACUCGGAGCUCCGAGACGGGGGCAUGGGGGGCGGACGUGGUCGUCGGCCUCGCCACGGGCCUCCUGACGAACACCCUCGCGGUCAGCUACUACACGGACCCCGCGCUGCGGCUCGAGGAGGAGAGCGGCAGGCGCGCGGCCGCCCUGCGCGCGAGGCGGCACGCCGAGGGGCUGGAGGCCAUGGUCCGCAGCGGGGAGGGGCUGCGCUGGGCCGGGCUGGGGCAGCAGGCGGGGGAGACGGCCGGCGCCCGGGCGCGGGAGGCCGCCGCGCGCCUGGAGGCGCUCCGAGCGCGGGCGGCCGACGAGGCCGCCGCCAGGGCAAAGGAGGCCGACGAGGCGACGGCGUGGUGGAGCCGCCGCCUGGGCAUCGUCGGGGGCAGCCAGGCCGCGGACGCCCGGGCCAUUGCGCGGUUCCGGCUGGCGUACGACUCCUGCAGGAGAUGGUGGUGGCGCUCCUGGGGAGCGUGUUCCUAUGGGUCGGCGCGUGCGACCGCCUCAACGAGCUCCUGCCGUUGGACCUGGUCCCGGCCGACUGCUGGGCUGGGCAGACGGCGGUCGACGCCGCUCUCGUGGCCCUCGCGCUGCUGCUGAUGGUCGCGUCCCAGACGCUCGGGCAGAACGCGGGCUCGCAGGGGCGGCUCGUGGCGGAGGGCCUCCAGGAGACUCUCCACGCCUGGGUCGUCACGCUCGUGGACACGUUCUCGGGCCUCCUGCUGUGGGUCGGGACGAUUUGCGACCUCCUUGGGACGGACCUCACGACUGGCGAUUCCUUCGGGUACGCGGACGACCCCGAGUCCGUCUGGGCACACCGUUGUCUCGACUGGCCUUCCUCCGAUACAUCGCCCUGGGCCUCCUCUGCCAGGUGA
Messenger RNA from Prorocentrum cordatum, 2352 nucleotides. The record is from the annotation of a GenBank genome assembly. NCBI's taxonomy places the organism in Eukaryota, Dinophyceae, Prorocentrales, Prorocentraceae.